UAAAAAUUAAAUUAAAAGCUAAAGGGUCAAAAUUGAAUUAUAAAAAUAUUAAUUUCGAACGGGUCGUACAUUACAAGUUUACACCUGUUGUUUUUCGAAAAAUAUACUCACAAGAUCGUUGCUGACACCUCGAGUACAUGCCCACAGCCGAGCGCGGGCAACGGAGCCAGUACUCUCUGUAUUCCACCAUCCCAAAUCAGUACAAACCUCUACUCCUCACUUUCCCUCUGAACACAGAAAUUGAAACUGGCACUCUUGACACAAGUUUGAAGAUUGAAUUACCGGAAUCCUAUUGUAUUUUUUUUCACAUUGUGCUGUUUGAAGAUAUGGAUGAGAGAAGUCAAGAGAAAGAGAUGGUGGAACAAGUAGUGAGAGUGAAGAGGAAGAACCUAGAGGCAUGCAUGACAUGCCCUCUUUGUAAUCACCUGUUAAAUGAAGCUACCACAAUCUCUCUGUGUCUUCAUACCUUCUGCAGGAAAUGCAUAUACAAAAAGCUCACUCACGAAAAGGUAGAUUGCUGUCCCAUAUGCAAUAUGCAUCUAGGUCGUCUACCGACUGAGAAACUCAGGCCAGACAAUUAUCUGCAAGAUAUGAGGGCCAAAAUAUUUCCUUUUAAAAGAAGAGAAGUUAAAGCUUUUGAAGUUAUGCCUUCAGUUGCGUUGCCCAAAAAAAGGAAAGGAGAGCAGAGAGAGCGGGCACGGGAUCUCCAAACUUCUAGGGCAGAUGACCUAGUUCCCCGAGUACGAGGACAGGAUGAUGGAGAGUCCUUGGGGUCCCAGAUGUUUACUGCUUAUUCCAUCUCUUUGGAGGCGAGUCUUGAUCCAUCCUUUCCUGUACAAGAAGAAUUACAAGAUUCCAAAGUGAUUCCUGAAUCAGAAGAAUCUAUUCGAGACCUUGGACUAGUGCCGCAUGUAGCUUCUCAAUCAGGAAAAGGCUCUCUUGCACUCCCUAAUGAAGUUUCAGAUAUCCCCACCACCACAGAACCACACAAGAAUGGAUCUUCUUCCAACUCCGAAGCAUUCAACACAACUCCUCUAGCUUCUAAUUCUCCAAUUGCAGGUUCAAAUGCAUUAAUAAAUACAUAUUUCUCACAUUCUCCAUUUUGCAUUAUUUAACUAAUUCAAUUGCCUUUGAUCAAGGGGUCCUGCUUAAGUUGAGUUUGAAUCUUUAGCUAACAUGUUAUCUUCUUCUCAACUCAACCUCCACAAUCAAUUCCAUAUCUCACAACUUUUGAGAUUCAUCACUGAGGAAUUGGCAAAACACUCCAAAGACAAUCUCACUUCCAUUUUGGAGUUUGCUGUGCUUAAUCUCUUGUAUCUGCAUUGAUCUACUCGUGAUUCCAAGCCUACAGAUUUUCUAACUAAGUCAUUCAGAAAUAUUUUCAGCUAUAACUAAUUCCUAUCUGGAGAAAGCAAAUGUUCAAUCCAGAUCAAUUAGAAGCUGCAUUAUGCCUCUGCAUGGAAGAAGCUUCAAGAUUCUCUACAUCAACUUGAAGCCAAAUCAA
Molecule: messenger RNA, 1504 nt
Organism: Populus euphratica (Euphrates poplar)
Lineage: Eukaryota; Viridiplantae; Streptophyta; Magnoliopsida; Malpighiales; Salicaceae
Product: E3 ubiquitin protein ligase DRIP2-like
Exons: 5
Coding region: 138-1115 (325 amino acids)
Molecular function (GO): ubiquitin-protein transferase activity
Source: RefSeq, a predicted model, not a curated record